AUGACGUGGUAUCGAUCAUCCGCUAUUAAAACCUUGCUGUUGAAGGCAAAAGAUGAAAUAAAUUCAAAAACAAAACCAAAAAUUCCCCAACUUGUAAAGUUUGAUCGGAGAUGUCGUCGGCGCAAAUGGAUCCACACGACAACUCAAGUCGCGAGAGGCCAGCAAGCACCAAGACCAGCUCACGCUCCCGGCACGGUAUCGCCGCCACCGCAAAACGAGGCAACUUUUAGAGCUAAGAGAGGAGAGGACGGUGGACAAGAGAAAGACUCGGAGGCGGAUGAGCGGUCUCCGGUGACUAAUGAAACACGACAUUGUUUCAAUCGAUACAUGCAAUACCAUAAGUGUAUUGAGAAAAAUGGAAGAGAUGCUAAUGAUUGCAACAACUUAAGAGAUUAUGUGCGUUCAAUGUGUCCCAAAGAAUUGGUUGAAACAUGGGAGGAACAGAGAAAAUCUGUGAUAGAGAGUGGAAACUUAAUUAACGUACGUUUUCUCGUACGAGAAUCCUAGAUUUGUAGGAGAACUCAGAUUCACGAACGGAUCAAGAACGAUAUCGACGUGGUUUUGCAAAUCUUCCUUGUAGGGAUUGAAUAUAAGUUCUUAGGUUGAGAGUCUCCUCUCUACGUUUUA
This is a messenger RNA of Camelina sativa (false flax), 627 nucleotides long. The record is from RefSeq and is a predicted model, not a curated record. Lineage: Eukaryota; Viridiplantae; Streptophyta; Magnoliopsida; Brassicales; Brassicaceae.